Molecule: messenger RNA, 575 nt
Organism: Lactuca virosa
Lineage: Eukaryota; Viridiplantae; Streptophyta; Magnoliopsida; Asterales; Asteraceae
Source: the annotation of a GenBank genome assembly
AUGGGGAUUUGGGACGUGAUAUAUUCCAUCGGCGACGGAGUUAAAGGAAUAACACCGGAUCUAUCGAGGGUGAAACGCGCAGGCGGCACAGCUUACGGUUACACUUCCGCCACCGUCACGAAGAUCGAUCAGGUGGUUAGAGUGGACGGCUUCAAACACAUUCCUGGUGCAACUGUGGCAACUAAGUUGGUUUCUGAUACAAUGCGUGAAGUUCAAGGACAAAGUCAAAAAGAUGGAAUGAAAGCAAAGGUGGACAGAUUGGAGGCAGAUUUGAGGAGAUUAACUCCACAACAAGGAGCUUCAAGCGAAAAUGGGAAAUUAAGCUUUCAAGUUGCAGUUGAAAGUGGACAUGAGAAGGCUAGAGACGUCAUUAACAUGUUCAUGAAGACGGAGUUUGUAGGAAACCAAAUGUUUCAUGACUUAAUGGUCCCUAAAAGUGUUCGUAUGGAGAAGAAAAACGAGUAGAAGUCAAUCGGUGUAUAAUGUGUAUGUGUGUUGUUAGGGCAGGAAAAAAGAAGGGGUCUUAUGUCACAGGUUACUAAAUUUAUGUUAGGUGGGUUUCAUAUAUUUGAGAU